UCCACCAUGUCAGACGCGGCAGUGGACACCAGCUCCGAGAUCACCACCAAGGACUCGAAGGAGAAGAAGGAAGCUGUGGAGGAGGCAGAGAAUGGAAGAAAUGCACCUGCCAGUGGGAACGCUCAAAAUGAGGAAAAUGGGGAGCAGGAGGCUGACAAUGAGGUAGAUGAAGAAGAGGAAGAAGGUGGGGAGGAAGAGGAGGAGGAAGAAGGUGAUGGUGAAGAAGAGGAUGGAGAUGAAGACGAGGAGGCUGAGGCUCCUACGGGCAAGCAGGUAACUGAUGAUGAUGGUGAUGAUGAUGGUGGUGGUGAUGAUGAUGGUGAUGAUGAUGAUGACACCAAGAAGCAGAAGACUGAUGAGAAUGACCAGACAGCAAAAGGAAAGGCUAACCUUACGCACCGUGACCUAUUCACCCUCCACUUCCCGUCUCAGAAUUUAAACGUGGUCACCUUCGAGUAG
This is a messenger RNA of Rattus rattus (black rat), 459 nucleotides long. Its product is annotated as prothymosin alpha-like. The record is from RefSeq and is a predicted model, not a curated record. Gene Ontology annotation, molecular function: histone binding. Bases 7 to 459 code for a protein of 150 amino acids. Gene Ontology annotation, biological process: positive regulation of transcription by RNA polymerase II; negative regulation of apoptotic process. Lineage: Eukaryota; Metazoa; Chordata; Mammalia; Rodentia; Muridae. The transcript has a single exon. Gene Ontology annotation, cellular component: nucleus.